Messenger RNA from Penicillium alfredii, 1707 nucleotides. RefSeq lists its product as uncharacterized. The record is from RefSeq and is a predicted model, not a curated record. The coding region runs from base 1 to 1707 and encodes 568 amino acids. The transcript has 5 exons. Gene Ontology annotation, molecular function: medium-chain fatty acid-CoA ligase activity. Gene Ontology annotation, biological process: fatty acid metabolic process. Lineage: Eukaryota; Fungi; Ascomycota; Eurotiomycetes; Eurotiales; Aspergillaceae.
AUGUGUCCCACAAGCGCUCAACGUCUACAGCAGACCCUCUCCCAUAUCCAACCGCCAACGGCAGCAGUACAGAUGUCAAUCAUUGAAGGGCCGACUGAGCCGAAGUUGCUGGAUCUAACGCUUGGUCAGCUACUUAGCCAGCAAGCGGAGCAGUAUGGCGACAAAGAGUGUCUCUGCUUCCCAUGGACCGGUGCGAGGUUGACAUAUACGAAUUUGAACGAUGAAAGCAUGCGCGUGGCUAGAGGUUUGUUGGCAUUAGGGAUUCAAAAAGGGGACCGAAUUGGGAUCUUGGCAGGCAACUGUGAGCAGUAUGUCUCGGUGUUCUUUGCAGCAGCCCGUAUUGGUGUGGUGCUGGUUGUUUUAAACAGCACCUACACGCCAUCUGAAAUUUACUACGCGCUCAAUCAUACAGCAACAGAGUGUCGUGUGCUUUUUAUGACACCUUAUAUUGGACAAAAUGCGCUCCAUAAGGUUCUCAAUAAACUACGACAUGAGUCAGAGCUAGGUGCAAUCCUAGAGGAUAUCAUUAUCCUCCGGGGUAGCUACAAAGAUUUCAGCACUUAUGAUAAGGUAAUCCAAUUAGGGUUAUCGCAGCCAACGUAUAUACUACAAGACCGGGAGGUCGGGUUAAGCCCAGAUGAGGUAUGCAAUAUGCAGUUCACCAGCGGGUCGACCGGCAACCCGAAGGCCGCUAUGUUGACGCACCACAAUCUGGUCAACAACUCGCGCUUCAUUGGCGACCGGAUGAAAUUGAGUUCGGUUGAUAUCAUCUGUUGUCCACCACCGCUCUUUCACUGUUUUGGCUUGGUUCUAGGUAUGCUAGCAGCCGUGAGCCACGGAGCCAAGAUCAUCUUCCCUAGUGAGAUCUUCGAUCCUAGGGUAGUGCUACGUGCAAUUUCAGACGAGAAAUGCACCGCCUUGCAUGGUGUGCCUACAAUGUUCGAGGCCAUUUUGAGCCUCCCUAGGCCCUCCAAUUUCGACAGCUCGAAUUUACGAACUGGUAUUAUUGCCGGGGCACCCGUGUCUCAAACACUGAUGAAACGACUGCUGGAGGAGUUAAACAUGCGGGAGUUUACCAGCAGUUAUGGGCUUACUGAAGCAUCUCCCACAUGUUUUAAUGCUUUUACAACGGACAGCAUCCAUGCUCGUCUCACUACCGUUGGUAAAGUGCUUCCGCAUGCGCGGGCCAAGGUCAUCGAUGCACAAGGUCACAUCGUACCAGUGGGUCAGCGCGGCGAGCUCUGCAUCGCCGGCUAUCAACUCACAAAAGGAUACUGGCAAAACCCCAAGGCAACAGCCGAGACACUAGUGACCGACAGAGAUGGCGUUACCUGGCUAAAGACGGGGGAUGAAGCGUCUUUAGACCAAGAUGGUUACUGUGGCGAAAACAUCUACCCUCUCGAGAUUGAAGAGCGCCUGGCGUCACACCCAAAAAUCGAGCUGGCCUCCGUCGUCGGCAUACCAGAUCGGAAAUAUGGCGAGGUUGUCGGUGCGUUUGUCGCGGUCUUACCGAACUCGAGACCACGCCCUUCUGAUGAGGAGCUGCGUUCGUGGACGCGUGAGAAACUUAGUCGCCACAAAGCCCCACAGUACAUUUUUGUAUUUGGUGAAGAUGGAAUCCAAAGCACGAUUCCUAUGACAGGAAGCGGCAAAAUUCGCAAAGUGGAGUUGCGAGAGAUGGCAGUAGCGGCUCUGACAGUGAAAUAG